Messenger RNA from Mastomys coucha (southern multimammate mouse), 1524 nucleotides. RefSeq names its product immunoglobulin-binding protein 1b. Gene Ontology annotation, molecular function: protein phosphatase 2A binding. The record is from RefSeq and is a predicted model, not a curated record. Gene Ontology annotation, cellular component: cytosol. Bases 182 to 1198 code for a protein of 338 amino acids. Gene Ontology annotation, biological process: regulation of signal transduction; regulation of dephosphorylation. NCBI's taxonomy places the organism in Eukaryota, Metazoa, Chordata, Mammalia, Rodentia, Muridae. The transcript has a single exon.
ACAGAGAAGAACCCGGGCAUAGUGGCAACACCUGCCAUGUCAGCCCUCCAGAAGCUGGGGCAGGAGGAUUGCCAGCUCCAGGCCAGUCCUGGCUGCAUAGAGAGUUCCCGGCCAGCCUGUGCUGCAGAGCGAGACUCUGCCUCAAUAAGCCAGCGACUUCCGGGUUCCUCCCUCUGGCAAGAUGGCGUCGUUCAUGGAGGAGCGGCAGAAGCCGAAGCUCCGGGAGCUGUUGGAAACCGGCAUACAACUUCUGGAGGAGUUGGAAGCUGCGACCCAACCCACAGGCUCCAAGACAAUCCAGGAGAAGGUGAGGAAGGCCUUGACCCUCCUGGAGAAGGCCUCGGACAUGUUAUCCCAGCUCGAUUUGUUCAGCAGGAACGAAGAUUGGGAAGAGAUUGCUUCCGCUGACCUCAAGUACCUGAUGCUCCCGGCCCUGAAGGGCGCGCUGACCUUGAAGCUGGUGGACAGCAGCCGCCUCAACGUCCUGCAGGAUGCUCGAGAGCACUUCAUGAACUUCCUAAUCCAGAGCCACAACUACCAUGUGGCCGAGUUUCAGCUGCCCUGGGCCCAGAGCAGCGAACCGGAAGGCAACCCCGCUGCCACUUCUGAUACCCAGGAGAACAACCUCGUUGCCAUGGCAUCCCAGAGGCAGGCCAAAAUCCAGAGGUACAAGCAAAAGAAGGCGGUGGAGCAGAGGCUGUCUUCUCUGAAAUCGGCCGUGGAGAGCGGCCAGGCUGAUGACGAGCGCGUCAGGGAGUAUUACCUCCUUCAACUUCGUAGGUGGAUUAGCAUAAGCUUGGAUGAGAUAGAGAGCAUCGACCAGGAGAUAGAGAUCCUGAAGGAAAGAGACUCCUUAGGUGAGGCAUCAGCAUCUCGCAUGUCUCCUCAGGAGAGGCCACCACUAAAACCCUUCGUCCUCACUCGAAGUGUGGCCCAAGCACAAGUCUUUGGAUCUGGGUACCCAAGUCUGGCAACUAUGACUGUGAAUGAUUGGUACGAGCAGCGCCAGAAAAGUGAGGAAGCAGAAAAAAAGAGACAACCACCACCACCUGCGACUCUCACUGCAUCUGAGCCAGAAGAGCCCGACCUGGAGCAAAAGGAAGCUGAAGAUGAGAAUGCCCUCCACAGGAUGCAGGAGUGGGAUGACUGGAAGGACACCCAUCCUAGAGGCUAUGGCAACCGACAGAACAUGGGCUAAUGUCCCAACCCCUCCGUGUAAAAGGACUAAGGAGCGCUCACCCCUCCAGACAAGGAUAACCCUGUUCUCUUCCCUUCCUUGGACCCCCGCUUCAGGAGUGUGCAACAAAGGCAGAUCCUGAAUCUUGCUUUGUAUUCAAUAAAAUGCCACUAUCAAGUUUUAUUUGCACCCUAGUUAAUAUCCGGUGCUCUCGUUUAGGCAUUGCUCUCAGCAUGGUGUAUUGCAGUUUCUUAAGUGAUUAGAAAGAGUGCACGGAGAAAUGGCUGUAUAAUCAUUGACUGUAUGAUUUCUCUUUAUAAAAAUAAAAUAUCUUUGCUUGGAAAAAA